AUGGAAGCAGUAAAGUCACAAUUUAAAAAGCUAACAAUAAGCCAUGUGUUUUUUGUUUGUUUAUGCGGUGUAAUAGCCUAUUUGUUCCGAGCUAGGGAGUCCUAUUAUCUAAAACCUGUUUGGAGAAAACGAACAGAAACCCAGCAUUUUAUGAACGGACAGUUUCCAACAGAAGACGACAGGCUGCCAUCUCCAAUUAUCACAGACUUAGAAAGUGAUGGAGUGAAUGAAAUAGUGAUUCUAACAAAUGAUAUGAAAUUAAGUAUCAUGGCAUUACCAGAUGAAAAAAAUCAAACGGACGAACAAGCACUACCUCACGUUCAGAUCAAACAUCGUGUUAAACUUCCGAUUGGACAUCACCAGCAUUUAAGCAGACCUGUUGUUAUGGCAACUGGUUUUACUGUGCCUUAUUCAUCUAUGAUGCAAGUUAGGAAACAGAUAAUAGUAAUAGUAACCAGUAACUGGCAGGUGUUUUGUUAUUCAUCAGAACUGGAGUUAUUAUGGAAGAUCAAGUUACAAGAUAUCAGUAAGGAUAUAGAGAACUAUAAGGUUAAAACUAUGGGUAUAUUAGUAACGUCCCAUUCUGUCAAUAAAAACGAUGAGGGGUUGAUUAUUAUUGGUGGUAGUUUUACUCAUAAACAACAUAAACAAAUUCUACAGUCAGAAUGGUUACAUGGAAAUCAUACAGUAGAAAAUGAUGAGUUGUCACAUUUCUCAACGUUUGCUCUCAGUGGUUCUAAUGGUACUAUUAGAUGGCAUCAUUUACCAGGAGACUUUGGUGAGGAAAAACAGGAUAUUAAGGAUGAUAGUGAAGAACAUCAUUGGAAGUUGGGAUUAAGAAGAAAUCGUUUGCAUGUUGGUGAGUCGCCAUGGACAGCCUACAGAGAUACCAUUUUAGACUUUUUGCCCCACAGUUGGAAUACACUAACAGACACUACUUUCACUUUAGCAAGAUUUCAGAAAGAUGCAAGAAAAGCUGAAUAUUAUGAAGAUAGUGAAAAACAUCAGCAUCCAGCUAAUGCUCUAACAACAGAACAUAUAGUAGGGUAUGCUUACGGUGGACAUAGACCACAUGAUGCUCAUGAACAUAUUGUAAACCCUAAUGCUGUUGUAAUACACAAUGACAGAGGUAUUGAAGUAUUAAAUCUUCUCACCGGACAACCGAUCACAAGAUUUACAGUGUUGCCAGAUUAUUCUAUUUAUCUGGAUACAGACAGCGAUGACGAGGCAGAACGAAUAACAUGGGGACAAUUUCCAGAACAUACAGCUUGCUAUAUAGAAAUCUGGCGACAGAAACCAGUCAUGGAGAAAAUUGAACAGAUACCAGUCUGUACGACAAAACGGUUGGUCUGGACACGAUCGUGGAGUUUAGAAGAAGAUUAUUAUAAAAAGAUUCCACCAAUUGUUAAGAGAGGGGUAGCCAAGAAGCGUGGGAUACUACGGCAUCUAAUGGGACAUCACCUGUCAGGAGAUCUCAACUAUGACAUCAUAUCCUUUACCAGUCUCGGUCGUGUGUCAGCUCUAGAUUUUGAAGGCAACUUUCAUUGGCAGACCCAAACGGCCGCUAGCUGGGCCGAAACUGGUGUCAGUGUUCGUAGAUCUAAAGACAGUAACUCAGAUGUGGCUCAAGAAUUUCUUAAAUCCUUCACUCCUACUCGAACUUUAACUUCUUUACAAGUUUCAGGAAAACAGGAUGUAGUAGUAAUAGGUGGCUUGAACACUAUGACUAUACUAGAUCUAACUGAAGGUAAUAUUAUAGCUGAACACUCUAUACCAACACCGUCUAUAGGUCCUAUAGUAGCUGGUGAUUUUAAUAAUGAUGGUAUUACUGAUGUUAUACUCUCCUGUAGACUCGGAUUUAUUGGUUUUGAAGUAAGACAAGAGACCAAUCACCUGUAUACUAUGAUGUAUGCUGUAGCUGUAUUACUAGCUAUCUUAUUGACUACAUGGUGUAUGGCUACAGAUACAUAUCUAAAAGAGGAGGGUUAUGAAGAUUGA
Molecule: messenger RNA, 1998 nt
Organism: Lottia gigantea (owl limpet)
Lineage: Eukaryota; Metazoa; Mollusca; Gastropoda; Lottiidae
Exons: 10
Coding region: 1-1998 (665 amino acids)
Source: RefSeq, a predicted model, not a curated record